Molecule: messenger RNA, 3736 nt
Organism: Nilaparvata lugens (brown planthopper)
Lineage: Eukaryota; Metazoa; Arthropoda; Insecta; Hemiptera; Delphacidae
Gene: ssp6
Product: homeotic protein female sterile
Exons: 11
Coding region: 206-2335 (709 amino acids)
Molecular function (GO): protein binding
Source: RefSeq, a predicted model, not a curated record
AGCGCAGGUGCGGGCUUCAGAUGAUGUUCUGUUCGUACAUGUCUAUUCCUGCUCCGGUGAAUGGUUCAGUUUUGUGUUUGUUAUCAAUAAUUCGGUGGGCGUUCAGUUCUAGUUUUAUGUGCAAGAUUUACUUGAACAGUGCUAAAUUAUUUGUUGGUUGCCCAAAUCUUUGAUGUUCUACGGUUGUUGAUAUGAUCAAAUCGUCAUGAAUUCGCCAAAGCUGGGUGAAAAGUGCAGAAAUCAAUGCAAGCGGUCUAAACACCCCGGCCAACCCUCGAUAGAUCUGAGUGAUGGGGAAGCGGAACUAUCUCCGGUGAACUAUAGACUCCUGUACGAGCCACGCUUACAGCAUGCGAACGGCUGCUUUUCAAGUGCCUUCUGCUUGCGGAGGGAUAAGAUAUCUCCGUAUACAUGUCUCUCAUCUUCGGUCUCAGUCUCCUCCUCAUCAUCGCAGAUACUGGAGCGGGUGAAAUCGGACAGAGUGGCGGUCACCAAGCCAGAAGAAGAUCGCAGGCGGCGAACCAUCAUCGUCGAAAAGAAAAAUGGAUCCUAUGGAUUCACACUACAGAGCUAUGGAAUACAUUAUAAGAAGGAGCAAGAGAUCGAGAUGAUCACCUACGUAGAUUAUGUGGAUUACGAUGGACCUGCUUACCGCGCUGGCAUGAGGGAAGGUGAUGUGAUAUUAUCAAUAAAUGGCCAUGAUAUGGAGAAGACGGAUCAUAAAACUCUAGUCAAUUUUAUAAAAAACUGUGAUUCUAGGAUGCGAAUGGUGGUUCUAUUUGAAGAUUGCGUCAGAAAGGUAGAACUUCACAUGCGUUACAUUCAGCUACAAAGGGUUUUACAAAGCAAGAUGGUUGAACUGGAGAGGCUGUGUCUGAGAGAGAGAGAACUACUGCAAGGAAAAUGGAAAACGCACAGUUUGCCCGCUAGGAAAAAGGCAUCUAACUCUAGGACAACUGAUGUCAGCACGCCCACACACCCUGAAAAUGGUGACAUCAGCUACUGUCGACCGACUGUCUCAACCGAAGAUGUCGCCAAGGCACCUCCCCAAUUCCUUCUCUACCCACCCUACCAGUACCUGGAUCCCCACAGCAGGGCCUAUCUGCUGCAAACAGCUGGAACACCAAAUAGUUCUGGAGAAUACCUAGUCAGCUGGCAAAGCAACUAUUCCUCAGGCAGUGAACAUGUUCGAACAAGUAGAGAGAGCUCUCGUCAGAGGGCGCCACCCACACAGUAUGCAGAGAGCCGGCGAACAAGCAGCAGUGGGCUGCCUACUGAAAUGACCCGUGGCUACCAUCAAACCAAUGGAAUAUCACACAAAAACAAAGGAAAGAGCAGUGGCCACCAUUGCAACCCGUGCGUGCAGACAAGCCCGGCCGACAACACGAGCCUGGAGGCGUACGACCUGGCGUCGCCCUGCUGUCACUCGCACUGCGUUCCGACGUCGCGGCGUCGCUCCCGCAGCCGCCACCAACACAAGGCGAAACGCGGCAGCAGCGACGCCGCUGCGGCAAACGCAACCGCAAGAGAAAACGGCGGUGGCGGGGGCGAAUGGAAGAACGGCAAAUGCUGCAGCCGCGCGGUCCAGGUGACGUCACAGGGAUCUGCGUGCGCAUCGCCGGGGGGAGCGGGUGGUGGGGGGCAUCGAGUCAACGGAGGUCGCUACCUGAGCCUGGUUAGCCAGUGCAGUCUGCACUCGUGCACCUCCAGUGAGUUCAACUGUGGCGGGGCGGGUGGGGGCACAGUCAUCACCAACGGCACAUCUACCAACGAUGCUGCUACCACUGCAGGUGGAGAAAGCAGUGCUGCUUCGUACACCACAUCCCUCAGCACGGACACCCUGUACUGGGACCAGGGCCCUGACGGCAACGGCCAAGCCUCCAGGCAACACUCGGUCAAAUCCAACUCAUCGCAGCGUGGCCCCGUCAAGCCCAAGUCCUGGGACAACCUCACCACUAAGGCGUUCGGAGGCUACGGCUUCGGCUAUGGCUACUUCGACCGUGACGUCAAGUCCCAACACACGGGCACCUCCUCAACCCGCAGCGCCAGUUGUACCACCACCACCACAACCCAACAGCACAACCGCACUGCUUCUCAGUACCAACCCGCAGUGCAGCCAACCAAAUCGACUGAAUCGCUUCUGCUGCCCAAAUAUCCCCCGGACUCGAGUCUCAGCUGCGAGUGUUUGGACGCUUCGGCCGCCGAAAAGUCGCCGCGCUUUUUCAGUGUGACGAUGACUAAUGGUGACUAUUUCUACCAGAACGACAAGGCUAGUCAGACGGAGAGCAGGCGCAUUGUCAAUGUGCAGCAAGCGCCCGAAGUCACGCGCCUGUGAUGCGUCUAUCGCAUUAUUAGUUGGAUAGAAUUUGUUUAGAAACGCAGUACUGUUGACAAAAUCAAAAAACCUUAAUAAUUAUUAAACCUUGAAUUAUUCAAGGAAAAUAUUCGUUUUUGAUUAGAAGAGUCUAUUGAUUGAUUUCUAUUGACAACACCAUUUAAUAAUUUAUUAAAUAUUAUUUGAAUAAAUUUCAAGUUUAUAACGUUCUUUAUUAUUAAUAUUUGAAUACUGUUGGAAAAAAGUUUAUUAUAUUAUACUACAUCAAAUCUGAGUACUUGGUUGGUACAUUUAUCUGCAUGCGCUGAGCAUGUCAUCUUUUCAGGCUAUAUUGAACCAGUUUAUACCACUUUUAAAGAUCUGUUCUAUGUUGGAAUUAACCACACCAUUGAGUGAGUAGUAAAUCAUGUCGUAUUUUCAAUACUAAUAACUACAUUGUUUUGCAAAUUCAAUUGCAUCUAUAAAAUCACGCAGAUGUUUAUUUUUGUAUUUGGCCUUCUUACAGUUUUUCUCAUAAAUGAUAGUCCUAUUUAUUUAUUAAUUUCUUUUCACAAUACAAAUAUUACACCGAUGUAAUAACAAGUAGAUGAAAUAAUAAGGCAACUCUUGUGAUUUUUUACUUCAAUUAGCCUAAGUUACAUAUCCAAGUUGAAUGCAAUUAUUUUGCACUAGAUAAUUGAAACUUCUGAGAUGCCAUAGCAGAGAAUCGAAUACUGGAAGUAGACUUGAGAUUAUUAACAAACAAUAGUACAAAAACUUUCAUGUUAACAAACUUUAAGGACCAUAUUUAUAAACUAUUAAUUCUUGAAACUCUCUUAGCGAAGCACGUUUUGGUGAACCAGAACUAUUCUAAAAACUGAUUUUACUAUUCCUUUGGGAUUCUGUUAUUGUUUACUUGUAAGUCCUUAGGAAUUUGAGGCAUGUAAGCUAUUAUCAAGGAGGUUUUUUGUACUAUUGCUUGUUGAUAAAUCAAGUCGACCUCUAAUAUUUUUUAUAAUAAUUAGAAUAAAAAUUCCAUUUUAGUGUUGCUAUGGUUCAACAAGAAAAGAGUUAACAGAUAGAAGUCACGAUUUGGUUUCUAUAAAUUUAUCGUUCUAAUAUUAAGUGAUGACUGGAAAAUGAUAAGACUAUAAGAAUAUGAUUAUAAUAAUUUCGGCAACAGUACUGUGACGAAGACAAUACACUUUGUUUAGUAUUAUGAUCAUUGACCAAAUGAGAACAUUCUAUACUCUAGUCAAAAAUAUUACCUUGAAAAUAUAUCCAAAAAUAAUCAAUUUCUAUUCAAGCUGUUUUUGGAUUGGCCACAAUUUAUUGUUGUUUCAAUAAACGUUUCUUAAUCAUUCCAAAUAAUUAUUCUAGUUAUAGCAAUUUUUAAAAAGAAUAAACAUGAUUAGAACAGAA